This is a messenger RNA of Alternaria arborescens, 396 nucleotides long. RefSeq lists its product as hypothetical. NCBI's taxonomy places the organism in Eukaryota, Fungi, Ascomycota, Dothideomycetes, Pleosporales, Pleosporaceae. The record is from RefSeq and is a predicted model, not a curated record. The transcript has 3 exons. The coding region runs from base 1 to 396 and encodes 131 amino acids.
AUGAAAGAUGGUUUCUGUUACCUUCUUGGCAAGCCCGUUGGAACUGCCCGAAUCUCCUCCAACAACGUAAACGCCGGCGUAGAACUCAAGGCUCCGACCGACCCAGAGCUAGCUCCUGGCUCUUCGACGUGCACUACGGUGAUUGACUGCCCCACCAACGACAAGUGUAGGUACCUUACCAACAGCAAGUCAUUCAUCGCCGAAUGCAACUAUGACUACUAUGGCGGAGACAUCGCUCUCAAGUCAACUGAUACCAUGACAAAGUGUGUGGAUGAGUGCGCCAUCUUCCCAGGAUGUGUUGCCGUCACUUGGGUUGACAGCAACUGCUACCUCAAGAACAAUAACACCAAGACCGUCUACAACAACGACGUGGAUAGUGUCGUCCUUGAAGUCUAA